Prorocentrum cordatum is the source of this 483-nucleotide messenger RNA. The record is from the annotation of a GenBank genome assembly. NCBI's taxonomy places the organism in Eukaryota, Dinophyceae, Prorocentrales, Prorocentraceae.
GCGAUGAACACCCGCUUCGAGCUCGUGAGAGAGCAGAGCCAGAGGGCUUUUCAGAAAACGCUCAAGGCGCAGCAGGACAGGCUCGCGCUCUGGCGUCUCAAGACGGACAACUUCAACCAGGUGGGGAUCGACUGCCGCGUCGAGGCCGAGCUCGGCCAGACGCUGCCGCGCGUCAGCCACCUCGGCUGUCAGCACAAGACGGCCUGGUUCGACACCUCGGACGGCGACGAGCAACAGGAGGACAACCCGAAGGAGGUGGAAGAGCAGGACCUGCCCCCGCUGCCGCCCUUCCCUGUGCUCUCGGCCGUCGACGACAACGGCGUCUGUGGCGAGGAGCGGACGGAGGAGGAGGAGGAGCUGUCCAAGGAGGACUGCCUGGACGAGAUCCGCACCGACGGGGUCGACGGCAUCGUGAGUGUGUCUGUGGCUUUCCAUCGGGUCGAGGACAUCUACCUCGCCUUCGGGGAGUUCUCGGAGACAUGA